Molecule: messenger RNA, 759 nt
Organism: Diutina rugosa
Lineage: Eukaryota; Fungi; Ascomycota; Pichiomycetes; Serinales; Debaryomycetaceae
Gene: PRE8
Product: proteasome core particle subunit alpha 2
Exons: 2
Coding region: 1-759 (252 amino acids)
Biological process (GO): ubiquitin-dependent protein catabolic process
Cellular component (GO): proteasome core complex; proteasome core complex, alpha-subunit complex
Source: RefSeq, a predicted model, not a curated record
AUGGCUGACAGAUACUCGUUCUCGUUAACGACAUUUUCCCCCAGUGGCAAGUUGGUCCAGAUCGAAUACGCCCUCAACGCGGUGAAACAAGGUGUCACCACCAUUGGCAUCAAGCUGGGCAACGGGGUGGUGUUGGCGACGGAGAAAAAGGUCAACUCGCCGCUUGUCCGCACCGACCUCGCCACCACGCUGAAGGUGGAGCUUAUCACCCCUGAUAUCGGCAUGCUGUACUCGGGGAUGGGGCCUGAUUUUAGAGUGCUUGUUGACCGUGCCCGCAAGUUGGCUCACACCAAUUAUAAGCGCAUCUACAACGAGUACCCCCCGGUGAGAAUAUUGGUCCAGGAGAUCGCCAAAGUGAUGCAAGAACUGACCCAACUGGGGGGGAUCCGCCCCUUUGGCGUGUCGUUGCUUGUGGGCGGCUACGACCAACACAGCCAGGAGUUCCAGUUGUACCAAGUGGACCCGCUGGGGUCGUAUUUCCCGUGGAAGGCGACUGCCAUCGGCAAGACGCUGAACUCGGCGAAGACGUUCUUGGAAAAGCGGUGGACGGAAAACUUAGAGCUUGAAGAUGCUAUCCACGUCGCUCUCUUAGCGCUUAAGGAGCUGGUUGACGGCGAAUUGACGGGUGACAACUUGGACAUUUGUAUCGUCAGUGACCCUCAAGAGAACGCGUUGGGCUUUAAGGGGACCGACAUCGAAGGCCCCCGCUUCCGCAAGUUGUCGGCGGACGAAAUCAAUGAUAGAUUGGAUGCGUUGUAA